Messenger RNA from Anneissia japonica, 3161 nucleotides. RefSeq names its product selenoprotein N-like. Gene Ontology annotation, molecular function: calcium ion binding. The transcript has 11 exons. Lineage: Eukaryota; Metazoa; Echinodermata; Crinoidea; Comatulida; Comatulidae. The record is from RefSeq and is a predicted model, not a curated record. Gene Ontology annotation, cellular component: endoplasmic reticulum membrane. Gene Ontology annotation, biological process: calcium ion homeostasis; skeletal muscle fiber development.
AAAGGAAGUUCUUUUAUAUCAACAAACAUUUUAUUCAUGACAUUCAGAAGAAGAGGUAUUUGUUUGGGCAUAAUCAAUUACAGAAUGUAGAUUACAACAAGGAAGGAAGCCUAAAAACUCAAAAUGGCUAAAUCAACCGAUAAUCGAGGCACUGCUAGUAAAAAUGACACCGAAAUCCCUAAAAAAAGUAUGUCUGUCUGUCGUAUAUUCCUAGGCUGUCUUGUUGUCAUCGUUGCUGUUUCGCUAGGGUUUCUUUUCCGGGAAAGACGUCAACGUGUUGCGGAGAUGGAAGAGAUUUUCGCCACGCACUUUGGUGAAGAAGCCUUGAAUAUGUUUAAGUCCUUUGAUCGUAACGCAGAUGGAUCUAUUGAUAUCUUUGAGUUUGAACCAAUAAUUGCCAGGCUGAUGGAAACGGAAGCAAAUGAACCAUUCUCAUUGGAAGAAGAAGAAAUUGAUCCUGCAGAAGAGGUUCUAACUAUUCAAGCAUUCUUUCAGCCUUUACUCCAAGAAACCAUGUCCAAAAAUAAAGACUCUUACUUCUCUGCAAAUGCAGAUUCUUUGACUGGAUUGGAUAAUUGGCAUGACCUUCAGAAGCAUAUAGAGGGGUUUGCUGUGUCAAAGUUCAGAGCAUUUCUACCUGAUCAAAUAAUGCCUUUAGGGGAAGCAUACACGGUGAUUGCAUCAAAUCUGAACCUGUUUUCGAGUCAACUGUCAAGCAAUCGAUUCUAUCCACCAAAGGUCAAAGGCAAAGAGGUCAUCAUUUACCAGUUGCUGUCGAUGUUUCAUGAGCGGCCAUUUGUACGCUCUAGGUUUGCACCCCAAGGAAGCGCAGCUGUCAUUAGAGCUCAGAAUGAACUCUAUUUUGAUAUUGCAUUUAGGAUCCAUGCAGAAUUUCAGUUGAACAAACCACCGUCAAAUCCAUUUUGGUUUACUCCUGGACAGUUCACUGGUAACAUCAUAAUGAGAAAAGAUGCAUCGCACAUCCAUUCCUUCCAUAUGUAUGUGCCAACUAACAGAAGCCUAAAUGUUGAUAUGGAAUGGCUAAAUGGCCCCAGUGAGACUGAGAACAUGGAGGUUGAUAUUGGCUUUAUGCCACAGAUGGAACUAACCGUGGAAAGACCUUCAGAGCAGUUUAGUAGACAAUUUUUGGCAAACAUUGCGUGGAAUAGUCCAUCGGAUGAGGAAAUUACCCAAGAACAAGCCAUGGAAGCAUUAGAGGUCAAACUGUAUCCAUUUAAAAAGGUAAAAUACUAUCCAUUUGAGGAAGCAUUUCAAAAAGCUGAGAGUGAGAAGAAGCUUGUGCAUUCAUUGCUACUGUGGGGUGCUUUGGAUGAUCAGUCCUGCUGAGGUUCGGGGCGGACUCUUCGAGAGAGUGCUCUCGAGAGUUCGCCCAUCCUGCAGCUCCUUGGAGACCGUUUCAUCAGCAGUUGGUCGCUGGUAAAUGAAUUGAAGGAUUUGCAGAAAAAUGCAGUCAACCAGAAUGCUGCUAAAUUUGCUUCACUUUCUUUAGAUGCUUAUACAUUUCCUGUGGAAAUUUUGGUCCAGUUUCCUAACGGAACUGUUAUAAAUCAUAUAAAUGCUAAUGAUUUGCUAGACGAAGGCCAUGAACAACAGGAGGCCAAUAUUCUAGGUUUAUUUACAGACCAGCUAACGAGUAGCUAUGACAAAUUUCUGAGAGAUAGUCUUGUCAAAGCCCAGAUGACAGUUUAAGUAUUUAAACAAAUUAUUUUAAUUUGUAUGUUAUUUUCAAAUAUGCCAAUAUCUUUCACAUUUUUUGUACCUUUUUUUUUCUUACAAUUGUUUAUCCAUUUAAAUGUUAUGAUCAUAGUCAACCGUGGUCUCAAAAAUCAACUUAUUACUUAACCUCACAAUGGCAACAAUACACCUUGUAAAUUUAAACCUUUUGUGUAUAUACAUUUCAAAUAUUAAUAACAAAAUAAUAGCUGUGUGUAUUAAUUAGUAGUUUUUAAAUUAGCUACUAUAUAAUAUUUAUUCCGAAAUUGCUUAUGAAACAACGGCACCUAUCAGUUUGAUGGUGCUUCCAAACACAUACAUAAACAACAUCUCAAUCAAUCAAAAGGCACAGUAUGAAUUUGACACGUGAUAAAAUAUUUUAUUUUUGUGUAAUUUUUGCAGCUGUAUUAGUGGUCUUGUCUAAAGUUAGCUGAGCAGAUAUGCUAUAGUUUAUCGUCAAGUGUUGUUGCUAUCUAGUCAAAUAAUCUAGAAGUUGUAUUAAUAAUACAUUAUGACUAACCAAGUGAAACAGAGAUGCAGGGGUGGUGCCAGUAAAGUACAGGUGCACCAUUAUUGGACAUAGAUUUUAAAUUUGAAUUUAAAAUAGUAAGCAAUGCAAAACCAAAUAUAAAUAUUACAACAAAAUUAUAAUGAAUAAUGAUGAUUGUAGCUGCAUUUUAGUUUGUGGCAUCAUUGAAACAAGGUAUGCAGAUUGAUGACGUCAUUUAUUUUUCAAAAUAACAUUUUUCCAAUCAUAAUGCCAGUAACAUUAGGCGACAGAAUUCGCUAGCUGAUGUUGGCAAUUCCUGUCAAAACCUUCGCAAACCACCAGAGUAUUUUAGUGUGACACACAGCAGGUCACGAUCCACAGUUUGCAGAAGGUUGAUGUAAAUAGUGCGUAAGUUUGUCUUCUGUGCACCAAGUAAAGUAAUCAAAUUGCAAAUAACAUCUCUAUUUGUUUACACCAUUGAAAUUUAAUAUUGCCACAAUUAAUUAGAUCUCUAAUAAAAGGAAAUGGGUUCAUCUACGAAUGAUCUGUUACAGAUCGAAAUAUUUAAUUGCAAUGGCAUGUGUUUCUUUAUAUUAUGUAGUAUGAUUUAUAUUUAGUUAUAGUUCUAAUUAAACUAGAAUACAAUUUGAUCAAAACAUAUUUUUAUGUGACGAUGUCUUCAUGAUGAUUGUUCUUUAAAGUAUAACAUUAUGCAGAGAACAGUUUGAUAUUUUAUACUGACAAUCACAUAGAAAGAUUUUUUGGUCUCUGGAUGUUGAGUUUUAUACAUCAGGGCUUCCAAAUUUUUAAUAAUUAUAAAAUCGUAAAGGGUGUCUAGUUUUGUAAAUCUGUCUUCUGUCACUAGAUUUUUAUGUUUAAUGUAUCGUUAUUUUAAGGAGUACUUUUUGGUAAGCUAAGGAAUAAAAUAUUAAGAUUA